AUGUUUGUGCUCAAGAAGUUUCUCAAUAGCUCCGACGCAGCAAUCGAGGCAGUCUCCAAGAUCGUGCCUGUGUCAACCGAACCCGCAACUUGCGAUGCUUCCGAGUGUCACACCCGUUACUCUGCCUCUUGUUUCAAACUCUCGCCCGCUGCCGUCUCUACGCCACUUUGGGAGAGUGCCAAAGCUCCGGAAUUGCAUCUUUUGGUAUCGACGGGUAAAACUGACUGGAGUCACGAUGCGUUCGAUGCCCCGAACACCGUUUUGAAUAAAAUCUCUCAAACCGUCAAUGGCGUAAUAUCCAAGGAAUUCAAUAUCUCCACGAAAAUCAACACUACUUCCUUGGCUCUGAAUCCUGAUGAUUUCGAGGCGUACAGCAAACAGGAGAAAUGUGACGUACUACUCAUGCCAUACUUUGUGUGGUGCAAGGGGAUCACCAUAGAAAAUUGUGAAACUGUCCUGAAAGAUUUACUUAGUGCAUUCGUCAAUCAACAACCUCUCCCAGAAUCUUUGCAUGGUUGCACUAUUGAGAGAGACUACAGUAAGUCGUACAUUCUGCUCUGUUCACACCGUACAAGAGAUAAAAAGUGUGGCAUUACGGCUCCUAUCAUGAAGAAAGAAUUUGAUUCCCAGCUGCGUGAGCUUGAGCUAUAUCGAGAUCCCGGAGAUGACAGACCUGGUGGAGUUCCAGUGAUCUUUGUGAAUCAUGUGGGAGGCCACAAGUUUGCUGCCAAUGUGCUUAUUUAUAAUCGUGAGGGAGAAUUUGUGUGGUUUGGGCGGUGUACUCCCCUUAACGUCAAGCCAAUUUUACAAGAAACGAUUGGCAAAGGAAAAGUAUUCCCGGAGCUGGUGAGAAAUGCUCGCAAGUAUGCUGUCACGUGGUGA
Ogataea angusta is the source of this 882-nucleotide messenger RNA. RefSeq lists its product as uncharacterized. The record is from RefSeq and is a predicted model, not a curated record. Lineage: Eukaryota; Fungi; Ascomycota; Pichiomycetes; Pichiales; Pichiaceae. The transcript has a single exon. Bases 1 to 882 code for a protein of 293 amino acids.